Molecule: messenger RNA, 1062 nt
Organism: Cadophora gregata
Lineage: Eukaryota; Fungi; Ascomycota; Leotiomycetes; Helotiales; Ploettnerulaceae
Exons: 4
Coding region: 199-888 (229 amino acids)
Source: RefSeq, a predicted model, not a curated record
GAUCGUCCAGGUUAAAUCCUUUUCAGUACCCCAUGAAACAACGAUGCUACUCUCCACCUCCAUUUCUCGAUCUCGCAUCACUAAACACAACCAACCCGAACAUCGGAACGAGACCGGCAAAACCCCGCAGCGGGGGACUCUCGGCUUUCACCCCACCACAGAAAUUCCCAUCCGAAUGAAACUCCAUCCAUCCAUGUCAUGAUCCCAAAAAAUAUACAUUUCCCUCGCGCCUCUUUGUUGCGCACACCUGCAAGACACCACAUACACAAUUCAGCUGCAAAGAUGACAGACAAGCCAAGAAGACGCCUCAAUAGGCCAGCCCUUUUUAUCUGCGAUAUCCAAGAAAAAUUCAGAGGGCCGAUAUGGGAAUAUGAGAAGCUAAUCCUCACCACCCAAAAAAUGCUCUCCGCUGCCUCCAUACUCUCCAUCCCCAUCUACGCAACCACUCAGAACCGCGCCCGCCUCGGCGAAACCUGCAACGAACUCGACCUCUCGACGGCCAUCGAACACGUCGACAAAACCGCCUUCAGCAUGUGGAUUCCCUCCAUCUCCAAGCAUUUCUCGUCGUCUACACCCUCGGAAAUCGUGCUCGUCGGCAUCGAGACACAUAUCUGCAUCACGCAGACGACGCUCGAUCUGCUAGCAGCGGGACACAAGGUGUAUAUUUUGGCGGAUGGCGUCAGUAGUUGCAAUAAGGAGGAGAUUGGUAUUGCGCUGGAGAGGCUCAGGAGGGAGGGAGCGGUGGUCACGACGAGUGAGAGUUGGAUUUAUGAGUGUAUGGGGGAUGCGGCCAUUGCGGAGUUUAGGGAUGUGGCAGGCUUGGUGAAGAGGAGUAGUAAGGACACGAAGGAGGUGUUGGGAGUCUUGGCAGGGAAGAGUAAGAUUUGAGAGGAUUGGGGGAGAUGUAUGAGUCGAACGGGUAUAAAUUGGGAGGCUAGGUUGGGAGGGCUUGGUUUAAAUGGUUGGACGCCUCUGUGCGCUUGUACAAGAUAUGUUUACUGUGAUAUAUCAAAGUCUAGAAUAUGUGAAUAUUAUUUGCUUAUAACCAAGCUUCUUAUUCUG